UCAAAGCGAACAAAGCAAAUAAGCAAAUUACUUGAUAUUGUAAGUCUUUUAAGUGAAGAAAAAUGUCGACCUUUGGCGGCAACAAUAAUGGAGUUCAGGCUUGGGGCAACGGUGUCAACAACUAUGGAACCAACAACGUCGGCACUGGUUCUGGAAGCCAGAACUUUGGCCAAGGUUCUGGAUCUAACCACGUUAGUGGUGGAAUGUGGACUGUCAACCCCGGCUUUGUCAGUCCUUCUGCCCCAGGCUUUGCCAAUCCUUGUGCCCCAGGUUUCGCCGUUCCUUAUGCCUAUCCCUGUGGUGGCGCCCCUAUAAAUAUGGGCCCUGGUGCUGGAGGAUGGAAUUCAGGCUCUGCUUCAGGAAGUCAAAACAAUUUCAAUGGACAAGCCAAUAUUGGAUCCAAACCCUAGACUCUUGUUAAGAGUUCUAUGCGUUUGCCUAGCUAGGUAAAGCAGCAGACACUUAUGGUAUUAAAAAAAUUAUGCUAUAAAUAUCAAUAAAUUCUGCUGCUUUGUUUUAUUUUGAAAGUAUAUAUGUUAAUACUACUACUAGACUGAAAAUCAACCUCGAAUACUUUU
Molecule: messenger RNA, 578 nt
Organism: Rubroshorea leprosula
Lineage: Eukaryota; Viridiplantae; Streptophyta; Magnoliopsida; Malvales; Dipterocarpaceae
Source: the annotation of a GenBank genome assembly